Molecule: messenger RNA, 1216 nt
Organism: Sinocyclocheilus grahami
Lineage: Eukaryota; Metazoa; Chordata; Actinopteri; Cypriniformes; Cyprinidae
Gene: kdm8
Product: lysine (K)-specific demethylase 8
Cellular component (GO): nucleus
Molecular function (GO): histone H3K36 demethylase activity
Source: RefSeq, a predicted model, not a curated record
AUGAGAGCCGGAAUUGCACCUACGGCAUCUUCCUCAUGUGGCCGUGAUGUGACCAGGCAGCUGGCAGCAGCAGAAAGCGAGGCAGGUCACAGGUGCCAGAAGAAUUAUCAAUCUCUCACUCCCACGGCAAACAAGCACAAACGCUUCCCCUCCCACGUGCAGCCUGAAGACGGGAAAGGCAGCCACCCCGGGCAUGAGAUUCUUGUGCUGGAGAAGAGCACAGUCUCUGUGUUGCAAGUGAAGGUUACAGCUCACAUCAAGAUCAAGACAUUGAUGCUUGCAUACAGAAUAGAGAAUGCUUCGCACUCUCCUUCUACUCACUCUUACGAGCCUGAGGUCAGAAACUGGACAUUAUUUACUUAUAAAGCUGUUCUAAAACAGAAAAUUAAACUGGACUGUGUCUCCGAACCUGUAAUAAACCCUGCACAAGCAGUGCCUAGGAUUCAUUGUCCAUCCCUGGAGCGCUUCAGAUCAGAUUUCCUGGAUCCUCAGAAGCCUGUGAUUAUAGAGGGAAUCACUGACCACUGGCCAGUCUUAACAGAGCAUCCAUGGAGCAUAGACUACUUCAGAACUAUCGCUGGCUGCCGGACGGUACCUAUUGAAGUGGGAUCCAAGUACACUGAUGAAAAGUGGUCACAAAAGCUCAUUACAAUGAAUGACUUCAUAGACCGCUACAUUAUAGGAACAGCAGAGGAUGGAGUGGGAUAUCUGGCUCAGCAUCAGUUGUUUGAUCAGGUUCCAGAGCUGAAAGAUAUUCGCAUCCCAGACUAUUGUUGUCUUGGAGAGGGAGAUAAGGAUGACAUUACAAUUAAUGCCUGGUUUGGGCCUGGAGGGACUGUGUCUCCUCUCCAUCAGGAUCCUCAACAGAAUUUUUUGGCACAGGUGGUUGGAAGGAAAUACAUCCGGCUCUACAGCUCAGAUGAAACAAAAAAUCUCUAUCCACAUCAGUCUCAGCUACUACACAACACCAGUCAGGUAGAAGUGGAGAAUGCAGACCUGGUGAAGUUCCCAGACUUCUCUAAAGCCUUCUAUCAGGAGUGUGUUCUCCAGCCCAGAGAUGUCCUCUUCAUCCCUCAACAGCACUGGCAUUAUGUGCGCUCUCUAGAGCUCAGCUUUUCUGUCAGUUUUUGGUGGUCCUAAUUUGUAGAGAAUAAAACGUGCCCAGUGUGUGUGCUGUCAAGUCUUAUAACAUUGUCUUUAUUUGUACAAAUGCCAA